ACAUUUAUAAUACAUUUCAUAAUAAUAAUAAACCUGUUAUAGUUAUAAUAGGAAUAACCUAACGGUGGACUUCAAUAUAUAAGUUUACACUGAAAGAAAUGUUUACAUGUUCCCCUUAAGGUCCAAGCAGUUUGUUGAAAUGUGAUAAAAACCACACAUUUAAAAAGUAAAGAAACCUGUUAGUUUGAUGUGCAUUAGUGAUGAUUAUAAUAUUUAUAUUGUUAACGUUCCCUGAAAUUCAUGUCAUGAAUUUUUCAUCACCGAAGCAUUCACGCACCUAAAUUCAUUCAAAAAUUUUAAUGUUGAACUAAAAUGAAAUGAAAUCUGUACAAAUCGUUUCAACCUUUUUUCCCCAUGUAUAACUGAAUUAACUGUGUUCCAUUUUUGAUGUUGAUAUUUCUGUAGUAUUCUGUUGGAAUACAGACAUUACUGAAUAUAAUUCCAUAUAUUCAUAAAUAACUGAGAAUUUGAGAGUUUCAUUGGUUCAACAUUCAGCUGAAGAAAAAAAAGUUAGACAUGCAUUUUUGCAUAGCAUUUGAGGAAAUCUAACUAAUUAAAUGAAAGUUAACUUCUUGUAAAUGUUGCAUAUUGUCAGAGUGGCACGCAGUUUUAUUUCCCAGUACACCAGCAUUUCGUAUUGUUAAGAACCGUUUUGUACAAAGUGGUACAUUGUUCUUCUAGUUCAUUGAGAAGCCCUCGUCAUCAAAAUGCCAUUUGCUGCCAUUUUUUGUUUUUUUCUUCUUUUGGACCAUGUGAUUUUCACAGUGGCAGUUAGUUCAGAACGUCACUCAGCCAAUGACAGGCCACUGUUGCUUCUGUUGCGAGGAUGGGGCAAAGAGAUCCCACCCCCUUCACUGAAAGGGAAGGGAAAAGAAGCAGCGGCCAUAGCAGAGGAACCAGAAGUGGCUGAGAUCCCUGCAAUGCCUCUUCCUCAGAUCAUGCUCCCUCGUAAUAUGACCGCCGAUGCCCUGAAACCCCCACUGGGGUUUGCACAGGUGGCGCCGCCACCACGUCGUCUGGUGGACGUUGAUGUGUGCAGGGGCUACUAUGAUGUAAUGGGACAGUUUGACCACACCUUUAACUGCACAAAGGGCACUUACAUCUACUGCUGUGGCACUUGUUACUACCGCUUCUGCUGUGAGCAUCAGCGCAACCGCCUGAACCAGGACAUAUGCACCAAUUACCACUCGCCCAUCUGGGCCAACACACAGGUGCCUGCCACUCAGCCCCCAAGCCGUUCGGAUCCAGACUUUGACCCUUUGCAGCAGCAGAGCAACAGUACAGUUUAUGUCAUUGGUGGCGUCAUUUCUUUCACAUUGGUCAUGGCCAUUGGGUUGAAGGUGGCUUUCCGCAAGGUCUCCCGUAGACCCAGGAACCGAGAUCUCAAUAUGCCCAGAGCACUGGUUGAUAUAUUGCGUCAUCAGUCUAGCCCAGUACAACAGAGUGAAAGAAACAACAGCACCUCCGCCACCACCAGCAAAGGCACUCUGGGUAGGCAGCCCAAAAACCAUUACGCACCCAUCCUCCAGAGCAAAGACAACCGGAUUGGCAAACACAAUGUAAUCCAGUCUGGGUCCAGCCCCAAACACACAGCUACUAUAGAGCGUGUACCACGGAUGAACAAUGCCCAGCUGACCUCCACAGGUACGCUGAUCUCCAGCAAGACCAACAAUACAGGCCAUCCUUUAACCUUCUCUCAUUCCUUUCACAACCUGGCCCAGCUCCCUCCAACAUAUGAAGCUGUUAUGAAACCCGAUAUUAACCGCUAUUCCUCCCUCAAGAGACUAGAAAAAGAACUGGAUGAUUACACAAAUUAUUAUACCUCAAAAAGACGACCCAACGAUGCACCACCUUCCUUCCACUCCUCCCAGCAUCACCUGCACUGGAGUGGUGAUUACACUCUAGGAGCAAGGGGUACAUUGCCCCUACACUCAUCCCGACCCCAAAUACAUGUACCUACCUCUACUUCCACACCAAAUCCUUACCCUUUACCCCAGUCACCGUACAGUCCUACCUUUGAGACAGUGAGCCAGCCUCCACGCCGGGUGAUGUCUCAAGACCAACUACUGGCCUUGGGGGAGGGAAACACCCUGUCUUACUUGUCUAAGAACCAGCAGCACCAGUAUUACAAAGCCAUGGCCACCAGCAAGAGUUCCAACUCAAAGACACUGAGAAAGUCCCACGAACGCCUCCUGGUGUCACCUGAGGAAAGAAUGAUGGGGAGUGCAGUGGGUGACUAUGGGGGGUUGCUGUCUCACCUGAGCCAUCAUAAGAAAACGCAGUCACAGCAGAAUGUGUGUGUGACCCCAUUACUUGACCGACACCACAUGAUCAAGAUGAAUUCGCACCCAACAUCUGGCUGUGAACAGGAGUUCACAAACAUUGCUGCUACCAUGUCAGCUGGCCAUGGGACUGGCACUAUGGGUUGGGGGGAGGGUCAUGGCUCUACUGGUGCCGCAGGAACAAUCAGCCAAAAUGCCCGCAGGAUGGCAUUUGCUGUAAAGCGGCAGAACACUAUUGAACAGCUGCACUUCCUCCCUGGGGCAGGGGGAGGCAGUCAGGCACUGUGGACAGGGAGUAAAAACGAAGUCACAGUGUGAAGAAGGGGUGAGGCAGAAGAGGACAGAAAAGGGAUGAUAGAAAGAUUAAACAUAUUUGCUCAAAUGGAGGAGAGGACUAAUGUUUUAAGGCAGAGUAUAAGUUAGAAUGACAGGAGAUGGACACAAUAGGGAAGAUAGAAAAAACUUUAGCGUGAGGAGUCUCAUAGCAGAAGAACUUGGUAUACUGCUAGGACAGAAGUGAGGCCAUACAUGGUUCUGAAGAUCCAUUUUUGCCCCUUGCUGCUUGUUGCUAGGAAACAGGAUAAGAUACACCCAAGUUAUGUGAAGGUAUUUUUAGGAUGAAUCUAUGUGGAUAACUAAGGUUCCUAGUUUUAGCUCAUCUGACUGUGUAUACAGUAUAUACUUAUUCUUGGAAACAUUGCAUCUACAACAAUUGAGCCAUACUUUUAGAACAUUUUAUGGUUAAAAAAAAUGAUGGAAAAUGUUUUGAAGGUUUUCUCCAACACGAACCUUCUAGCAAUUUCAUUUAAUUUUAUAUUAUAUAAAGCUUAAUACUACUGAGUUUUAUUGGGAAAGGACUUUGGAGGAUAAUAUGGCAGAAAAUAAGAGGUGGAAACUUGAAUGGUUUCUGAUGACAGGAAUUAACAGGUAUAUCUGUGAAGACUGUAUAUUUGUGAAAUUUCCAGAUGUAAUGUUACAGCAGCAGAAAUAAACAUUGAGUAAUAAGUUAUCAUGAACUCCACUGCAACUUCAAGUGGGCAAUGACAAAAAAGAAAAGAAAACACGUUUCCAAAAAUUUAUUGAUUUUCGUUAUCAAUAGUGGUCCAGCAGACAUGAAAUAAAUAAGAAGCUGUGACACUAGACACUGACACAACACUGAACAAUAUUGUGAUACAAUUCUUUAGAUUUAAGAGUGCUGACUCUUUUAUAAUACAGCUUGGGGUAG
Molecule: messenger RNA, 3507 nt
Organism: Ictalurus furcatus (blue catfish)
Lineage: Eukaryota; Metazoa; Chordata; Actinopteri; Siluriformes; Ictaluridae
Gene: shisa7b
Product: shisa family member 7
Exons: 5
Coding region: 708-2600 (630 amino acids)
Biological process (GO): regulation of short-term neuronal synaptic plasticity; regulation of AMPA receptor activity
Cellular component (GO): postsynaptic density; dendritic spine membrane; postsynaptic membrane
Source: RefSeq, a predicted model, not a curated record